AAUGAAAAAUAUUCAAUUUAGCUCCCGGUUCCAUUAUUCUUUCCCUCUUCCUCAAUCGCAAACUUGACAUCCAAAAUCCAACAAACUUUUCCGAUCGCCGGCGAUAUGUCUCAGGUUGAUAACAGAAACUCCUCUGCUGCGAAACGAGCUAGAACUGACGGUGGUCGUAGAGAAGAUGACUGGACCUGCCCAAGCUGUGGAAAUGUCAAUUUCUCGUUCAGAACAACUUGCAAUAUGCGCAACUGCACACAACCUAGACCUGCUGAUCAUAGUUUUAAGUCUGCUCCAAAAUCAUUGCCGACUCCUCAAGGCUAUUCUUCUGCAGCUUCGCCAAUGUACGUUGGUUUACCACCAUAUGGGUCAUCUCUGCUUAAUGGAUCAACCGUUCCUCCUUAUGACGUGGGGUCUGCGUACCGUUAUAAUUACGGGACUCAUGUUUCUGGUGGCAGCCCUUAUCGACCCCUGCAGAUUCCUGCUUCACCACCUUACUCUGGUGGAUCCUUGAUAGGUGGCAUGUAUGGUGUACCUCAGUUAAUGAACCGCUAUGGGCUGGGCUUGCCCAUGGGCUACACUGCUAUGGCACCACAGCUUGGAUUUAUCCCCGAGGAGAAGGGCCGAAAGAAAGAUGGAAAAGGUGACAACGACUGGAUAUGUCCGAAUUGUGGAAACAAUAACUUCUCUUUUAGAACUGUUUGCAACAUGCGUAAAUGCAAUACUCCCAAGACUGGAUCUCAGGCUGGAAGUGCAAGCAAGAGCUUCAAACCAGAUAUGCCUGAUGGAAGCUGGAAAUGUGAGCAAUGUAACAAUAUUAACUACGCGUUUAGAACCAAAUGCAACAGACAAAACUGUGGUGCUGAAAAACCUUCAGAUUCCCAAAAACCUCCUGCAGAAGAAGCUGCGGAGGAAAAUGCUCAGUGAGUACACUAGGACAUGUUUGAGAAGGUCCAGCAGUUGGUCUGAAAGUCGGUCGGUUGGUUGGUCUUGUCAUGGUCGUCAUGUUGCUGCAGUUAUUGGUAUGGUUUGUGUUGUCAGUUUGUAUUUUCACUGGUCUUUAUAUAUUGUACUAUUAAUAUGCAUUUGGUAACAUAUUUUCAUAGUGCCUACUUUUUGUUA
This is a messenger RNA of Helianthus annuus (common sunflower), 1113 nucleotides long. RefSeq names its product ranBP2-type zinc finger protein At1g67325. The record is from RefSeq and is a predicted model, not a curated record. Gene Ontology annotation, biological process: regulation of DNA-templated transcription. Bases 106 to 918 code for a protein of 270 amino acids. NCBI's taxonomy places the organism in Eukaryota, Viridiplantae, Streptophyta, Magnoliopsida, Asterales, Asteraceae. The transcript is spliced from 10 exons. Gene Ontology annotation, molecular function: RNA binding; transcription coregulator activity. Gene Ontology annotation, cellular component: nucleus.